AUGACCUCACAGGAAGGACACAGGCAGGUUACAUACCCCCUACCCCCAGCCUCACUCCAGACCAACUUAUACCCCCAGCCUCACUCCAGCCCAACUUAUACCCCCCUACCCCCGGCCUCACUCCAGGCCAACUUAUACCCCCAGCCUCACUCCAGCCCAACUUAUACCCCCAGACUCACUCCAGCCCAACUUAUACCCCCUACCCCGGCCUCACUCCAGGCCAACUUAUACCCCCAGCCUCACUCCAGCCCAACUUAUACCCCCAGCUUCACUCCAGCCCAACUUAUACCCCCAGACUCACUCCAGCCCAACUUAUACCCCCUACCCCUGGCCUCACUCCAGCCCAACUUAUACCCCCAGCCUCACUCCAGCCCAACUUAUACCCCCAGCUUCACUCCAGCCCAACUUAUACGCCCAGCCUCACUCCAGCCCAACUUAUACCCCCUACCCCCAGCCUCACUCCAGCCCAACUUAUACCCCCAGCCUCACUCCAGCCCAACUUAUACCCCCAGCUUCACUCCAGCCCAACUUAUACCCCCAGCCUCACUCCAGCCCAACUUAUACCCCCCUACACCCGGCCUCACUCCAGCCCAACUUAUACCCCCAGCCUCACUCCAGCCCAACUUAUACCCCCACACCCGGCCUCACUCCAGCCCAACUUAUACCCCCAGCCUCACUCCAGCCCAACUUAUACCCCCCUACCCCGGCCUCACUCCAGCCCAACUUAUAACCCCAGCCUCACUCCAGCCCAACUUAUACCCCCUACACCCGGCCUCACUCCAGCCCAACUUAUACCCCCAGCCUCACUCCAGCCCAACUUAUACCCCCCUACCCCCGGCCUCACUCCAGCCCAACUUAUACCCCCAGCCUCACUCCAGCCCAACUUAUACCCCCAGCCUCACUCCAGCCCAACUUAUACCCCCUACCCCCACGUCACUCCAGCCCAACUUAUACCCCCAGCCUCACUCCAGCCCAACUUAUACCCCCAGCCUCACUCCAGCCCAACUUAUACCCCCUACCCCCGGCCUCACUCCAGCCCAACUUAUACCCCCAGCCUCACUCCAGCCCAACUUAUACCCCCAGCCUCACUCCAGCCCAACUUAUACCCCCUACCCCCACGUCACUCCAGCCCAACUUAUACCCCCAGCCUCACUCCAGCCCAACUUAUACCCCCAGCCUCACUCCAGCCCAACUUAUACCCCCAACCCCCGGCCUCACUCCAGCCCAAUUUAUACCCCCAGCCUCACUCCAGCCCAACUUAUACCCUCAGCCUCACUCCAGCCCAACUUAUACCCCCUACCCCCGGCCUCACUCCAGCCCAACUUAUACCCCAGGCCUCACUCCAGCCCAACUUAUACCCCCAGCCUCACUCCAGCCCCAUUCCAUAUGCCCCUACCUCCUACCUCCAGCCCCACUCCUCCCAAACGCAUAGCCACAGUCUCAGGAUGA
Molecule: messenger RNA, 1449 nt
Organism: Salmo salar (Atlantic salmon)
Lineage: Eukaryota; Metazoa; Chordata; Actinopteri; Salmoniformes; Salmonidae
Source: RefSeq, a predicted model, not a curated record